Penicillium cinerascens is the source of this 1690-nucleotide messenger RNA. RefSeq lists its product as uncharacterized. The record is from RefSeq and is a predicted model, not a curated record. Gene Ontology annotation, cellular component: nucleus. The transcript has 3 exons. The coding region runs from base 152 to 1690 and encodes 512 amino acids. NCBI's taxonomy places the organism in Eukaryota, Fungi, Ascomycota, Eurotiomycetes, Eurotiales, Aspergillaceae.
CCUCAUCCUCAAUCUACGGUCUUAUCUCUUUUCACCCUACUUCCUCCGUAGCCUUCUCGUCCUUUUUCCCUUUCUUCUCAAGUUUCUCGUUAUCCGAUCUCAUCUCCAUCACUGCUCGCCACUUUACACCCUUUUUUUUAGAGACCUCGGGAUGAGCUUCAGCGUUCCCCCGUGGCGUGCAACGGCCUCGGCCUCGAACCCCACGCCUGCUGCCUAUCCACCUUCUGCGACACCUGCCUAUAUUCCAGUCCAAGCACGUCGUAGUCUUGCCCAUAAUAAACCAACCCUACCAGCCACCAACGGAGCCGACAUGACACCAGCGGAUGCAGCCCCGCCGCGUGUCCAGUUUCCACCUGCAGUGCGUUCCUAUGUGCAGCGCUGCUUCGCACCCGAAAACCAGAUGGCCAGCGUGAGCACGGCGGAAAUGCAGGAGAAGCUGAGGUUCGUCAUUACCGAUGCGGCGGAGAACCACAAACUCGACAUUAUCGACUGGGAGAGACUGGCUCUUCCACAGGUCAUGGUCCAGAACGAACGCAACAAAAUCCUAGCCAACCCCAACGUGUCUAACUGGGGAAUAUCCACCCCUUCCUCGCCGGCGGAUCCCUCCCGCAAGAGAAAAUCGACGGACAUCCACCAGGAAGGCACAGGCUCGCCACCCUGGAGAAAAGCUAACAAUAACACUCGCAACCGGUUUGAAGACCGGAUCACUCACCCUUCCACAGAGAAGAGACCCCGCAUGACAACGGAUGACUCUAGUAAGUCCAAAGCUAAUUUGGAGAUGAGGAAGAAGCGCUUCGAAGGAGCCGGAGCCAGCUAUGGGAACUCUGCUUCUGCUUCACCCGUCCCCUCGCCGGCCCGCAGUCCUCCAGCGGACCAAGGACCCGUGAUCGGCCGAUGCCAGACCCUGGAAAAGAACUACUUCCGCUUGACCUCUGCUCCCAACCCGGAUACCGUCCGGCCACUUUCCGUGCUCCAAAAGACCCUGGACCUCCUUAAGAAGAAAUGGAAGAAAGAGGGCAACUAUGGAUACAUCUGCGACCAGUUCAAGUCACUCCGCCAGGACCUAACGGUCCAGCACAUCCGGAACGAGUUCACCGUGAUUGUCUACGAGAUCCACGCGCGCAUCGCUCUGGAGAAGGGGGACCUUGGUGAGUAUAACCAGUGCCAGACUCAGCUGCGAGUCUUGUACAAACAGCAGCUGGGCGGGCACCCGACUGAGUUCAAGGCGUAUCGUAUUCUCUAUUUCAUUUACACGCGCAACUGGACGGCUAUGAACGAUGCGCUAGCCGACGUUACCGCAGACGACAGGCAAGACCUUGCGGUUAAGCAUGCUCUAGAUGUGAGGUCUGCGCUGGCGCUCGGCAAUUAUCACCGCUUUUUCCAGCUCUAUCUGGACACGCCUAACAUGGGAGCAUAUCUCAUGGACAUGUUUGUUGAUCGUGAGCGGUUGACUGCUCUGGCUGCUAUCUGUAGAGCGUACAAACCCGACGUGAACAUCCGCUUCAUCACGGAAGAACUUGGCUUUGAGUCCGAUGAACAGACUGCCCGGUUCGUCAUUGAAAACUCCUCCGCCGAGCUGCUGGAGGAGAAGACCGGGUCUGUGAGGCUGUUGACCGGCAAGGCCGGCCCGUUAUUUGAACAAGCCAAGGCCGCAGCCCACGCAGUGGUCGAUAUUAAGGGACAGAUCUAG